GCAUUAAGUACAGUUUGCAUUAAUUUGUGUUGCUCAACCGAUGCCCUGAAACCAAUGGCACCGAUUUGUGCUGCCCACGUCCAAUGUUAAAUUGCAGAGAUUGGACUCCGCUUCGGUGCGGCCCAUUAAUUGCCAAUUAAAUGACAAAAUGGUCCGCAAAGAUUUUAAAGAAUGCCUUUUCGCCUUCUAAGUCCCGCUGCUCGAGCCAUUCAUUGCAGGUGGUGUUCAACUCUUGCAUAUCGUCGUCGUUUUAUUCUUCUUCUUCUUUCGGCUCCGCGAAAGAAGCACAGUGGAUCAGUUUCAAAGUGUAGUGCCAGAGAUAUGAGUAGUAAUAACUUUGAUUUUGAGACUAAAAGGCCUGUUAAUUUCAGGUUAUGCAAUUUGUCCAGUUACACAGUGGAGGUGCUGGAGAUUCACGCCGAUAAUCCUAAAUUGCAGGUCUUGGUCAUUCCUGGAAAUCCAGGUAUUGUUCAAUUUUACAAGGAUUUUGUUGAAUCACUAUUCGAGCAGCUUGGAGGAAGAGCGUCCGUGAUAGCUGUUGGACACAUCUGUCAAACUAAGAAGAACUGGGAGCGUGGAAGGCUAUUCUCACUACAAGAACAAAUUGAUCACAAGGUGGACUUCAUUGGGCAGGAACUGCAUAAUUCUGGAGUCCCAUUAGUCCUGCUUGGGCACUCUAUUGGUUCAUACAUAGCUAUUGAAGUGCUAAAGAGGUGUCCAGAGGUGAUAUUAUGUAUUGGACUAUAUCCAUUUUUGACACUGAACCAGCAUUCAGAACGCCAGUCUAUCAUUGGGAAGAUUGCAGCGUCCUCGGUUUUGUCUGCUGGACUUAGUUUUAUGGUAGCAUCAUUGGGACUGCUACCUAAAUGGGCUUCGAGGUUAAUUGUUUCAAAUUCUGUUGGGAAGUCAUGGUCCAAAACUGCUGUUGAUGCUCUCUGUAGUCAUUUGAUGCAGUACCAUACCAUGCGUAAUGUGCUUUUCCUUGCAAUGACAGAAUUCAAAAAGCUUUCAGACACACCAGAUUGGAUGUUUAUGAGACAAAACCAGGGAAAAAUUGUAUUUUUGUUUGGCAUUGACGAUCACUGGGGUCCCAUGCAAGUGUUUGAAGAAAUUUCCAAGAAAGUUCCAGGUAUUGCUCUGUCAAUUGAAAGGGAAGGCCAUACUCAUAGUUUUUGUUGCACUGAGGCUGGUUCAGUAUGGGUUGCUCAGCAUGUAGCAAGCUUGAUAAAGAAUCAAAUAUCAAGCAAAUAAGGUCAGACUCAUUCUCUGCCACAUUCUUGGGCCACAGCGAAUUGAUUUAAUAUAGUUAUAUUCGCUGGGAGCUGACUACUCGUAGUCCUUUAUUCAUCAGAGUUUGUUUAUGCAUAUGGAACACAAUUACACGAGCUAUGUAUGAUUUUUUUUUUUUCUGUUUUUGUUUUAAUUUCUACAUUGUUCUUGAGUCCUUUCAAAACUUUUGGAAUGUAGAACUCCAUGAUGAUGGACAGCUUUUUAUUAUAAAGACGGCUCUUCCAUGGAUCCUCGUUAA
Tripterygium wilfordii is the source of this 1528-nucleotide messenger RNA. Its product is annotated as lipid droplet-associated hydrolase. Lineage: Eukaryota; Viridiplantae; Streptophyta; Magnoliopsida; Celastrales; Celastraceae. Gene Ontology annotation, biological process: lipid storage. Gene Ontology annotation, cellular component: lipid droplet. The coding region runs from base 172 to 1251 and encodes 359 amino acids. The record is from RefSeq and is a predicted model, not a curated record. Gene Ontology annotation, molecular function: lipase activity. The transcript is spliced from 12 exons.